AUGUCAGACUUGUACGAGCAGAAUUUCCGACCGCCGCAAGGAGAUCUAAAUAGAGCGGUCCAAGUGGGGUGCACCUAUGAGCGCUUCCUGGCGCAUAGGACUCCUGCCUUUACUGGGGAGGAGGAUCCAAUGCGAGCUAGGAGGUGGAUUCUAGAUUUGGAAAGGACCUUUGAAGUCUGUGGGUGUACUGAGGUCCAGAUGGUUUUGUAUGAAAGUUAUAUGCUACAAGGUGAAGCAGCAUACUGGUGGGAGACCAAGCGGUCACUCCUAGAAAUGGAGUUCGGAUCCUUGGCUGUUGUGUCCUGGCAGCGGUUUAAAAAGGAAUUUGAUGAUCGAUACUUUCCUGUUUCAGUGAGAAGGCAGAAGGCUCGGGAGUUUAAUAAUUUGGUUCAAGGAGGUAUGACGGUCGAGCAAUAUGCAAUGAAAUUUAUGGAGCUUGGACGGUUCGCUCCUCACCUCAUUGCCACCGAAGAGCUGCAGGUGGAGCGUUUUAUGGAGGGUCUACGCCCUGAAGUACGCAGACAAGUGGCUUGUCUCCAGAUUGUGGAAUUUCAGAAGUUGGUAGACUUGGCCAGUAUCGCAGAGCACGAGAGUAGCUUUGUAGUGGGCUCCCCUCCAGGUCAGAAAAGACGGAGUUAUCUUGGUGAAGGAAGCAGUUCUGGAUCGCCACAGAAAUUUGUUCAGAGGACCGGGACCCGUCCACAGACAACCUUCGGUGUUCGUGCAGGAGGCCGGACUCCAGUAUGCCCGAGAUGUAGUAGAGCCCAUGAGGGCGAUUGUGGUCAAAGGGGCAUUCAGUGUUUUAGAUGUGGCCAGCCGGGUCACUUUGCUCAGGAGUGUCCCAGUCUAGUUCAAGGAGGUCAAGGAGGACGAGGAGGUCGUCGAGGUGGAAGGGGCAACCAGAGACAGUUGGUACAAGCCCGAGUUUAUGCAGUGACUCCUGGCGACGUGGAUUAUGAGGCUCCAGAGACCCAUGAUGCUGGAGUGAUUACUGGAAGAGUUCGUCUAUAUGAUUUUUAUGCUUGUACUUUGUUUGAUUCUGGGGCGUCCCAAUCUUUUGUGUCUGCCACGUUUGCACGGAUGUGCAAUUUGGUUACGGAACCUCUACCACAAUCCUUAGUUGUGGCUCUUCCUAAUGGCGAGAUCGUGUGUUGCUCCAAGGUUGCUUUGGGUUGUCCUUUGGAUCUUGGUGGAAGGACACUGGAUGCAGAUUUGAUUGUAUUCAAGUUGCUUGGUUUUGAUAUAAUUUUGGAUAUGGAUUGGCUGUAUCGUUAUUCUGCGAAUAUUGAUUGUAGAAGACGAGUAAUUGGUUUUCAACUUUCGGAUGAGGAUUAUUUAGAAUUCGUGGGAAGUAAGUUAAAGGCAAGACCAUCAGUUAUAUCAGCAGUUCAAGCUAAGAAAGAUAUAGCUUGUGGGGCAGAUGCUUUUUUGGCCCAAGUCGCGUCUACACCAUCUGAGAAGAAAUCUUUAGCGGAUAUUCCAGUGGUGGAAGAAUUUCCCGAUGUGUUCGUGGAUGAGUUACCUGGAUUGCCUCCCGUUCGUGACAUGGAAUUUGUUAUUGAUCUGGAACCCGGGGCGGCUCCUGUGCAUAAGGCUCCUUACCGCAUGGCACCGGCCGAGUUAAAAGAGUUGAAGACACAAUUGCAAGAAUUGGUUGACAAAGGAUUUAUUCAGCCUAGUACUUCGCCCUGGGGAGCGCCUGUUUUGUUUGUCAAGAAGAAAGAUGGUACUCUCAGAAUGUGCAUAGACUAUCGGGAGCUUAACAAGGUGACUAUCAAGAACAAGUACCCUCUUCCAAGAAUUGAUGAUCUGUUUGAUCAGCUUCAAGGAGCAGCUGUCUUUUCGAAGAUUGACUUGAGAUCAGGGUACUAUCAGCUGAGGAUAAGGGAUAAGGACGUGCCCAAGACUGCUUUCAGGACGAGGUAUGGCCAUUAUGAAUUUAAGGUGAUGUCUUUUGGGUUAGCGAACGCUCCGGCCACUUUUAUGGAUUUAAUGAAUCGGGUGUUUCGACCCUUUUUGGACUCUUUUGUGGUGGUGUUUCUUGACGACAUUCUAAUUUAUUCCCGAGACUUGGAAGAGCAUGCUUGUCACCUUCGUCUGGCGCUUGGGAAAUUAAGAGAGCAUCAAUUGUACGCUAAGUUGAGCAAGUGUGAAUUCUGGUUAGAAGAAGUUAAGUUUCUUGGACAUGUGAUUUCUCAAGAAGGGGUGGCUGUAGAUCUUAGUAAAGUAGAAGCUGUUUUGUCAUGGCCUCGCCCUUCAACAGUUCGUGAGAUACGAAGUUUCUUGGGACUUGCCGGUUACUAUCGAAGAUUUGUGGAAGGUUUUUCUCGACUAUUAGGACCUCUCACUGCCUUGACUAGGAAGAAUACAGAGUUUGUAUGGUCUGACAAAU
Juglans regia (Persian walnut) is the source of this 2392-nucleotide messenger RNA. RefSeq lists its product as uncharacterized. The annotation marks the transcript as partial. The transcript has 2 exons. The record is from RefSeq and is a predicted model, not a curated record. Lineage: Eukaryota; Viridiplantae; Streptophyta; Magnoliopsida; Fagales; Juglandaceae. Gene Ontology annotation, molecular function: zinc ion binding; nucleic acid binding.